AUGGAGUUCGUUACGGUUGAAGGGGUGAAAAUGGUUCCCGGAACUUUGCACAUUGUCGACUUGGAAGGGACAAUGAAUGUAAAGCAUCAAAAAGGUGGAAAAAGCGAUAUUGUCCUUGUACCCCAGCCGUCGAAUGACCCCAACGACCCCCUCAACUGGAGUAAAUUCCGCAAGGAGUAUCAUUUCUGGCUCCUGUGGAUCUGGGGGUUUCUAGCUGCGGUCUGCGUCAAUUGGGUUGGGCCAGUCUGGACACAAUUUACCAUCGAUCUGAAAACAACCUACUUCGAGCUGAGUAUUGCGUCAGCGUUUUGCUUCCUGUUCCUUGGGUUAGGUUGCGUCAUUUUGCAGCCCAUAGCCAUGAAAAUCGGUAGAAGACCUAUAUACCUUGUGGGAUCGCUUCUCAACUUUGUAGGCUGCAUUGUAGGCAGAUUCCAGACAACCAUUGAGAUGCAAUGGGCGACAAACAUCCUCACCGGGUUCGGUGCGGCGCCAGUGGACUCUCUGGUGCAAAUUACGACGACCGAUAUCUUCUUUGCACAUGAGAAAGGCACCAGACUGAGUUUGUACGUCUUCACGAUAUAUGCAGGGUCAUACCUUGGCCCUGUUGCGGCGGGGCACAUCGCCGACUCCCAGAACUGGCGUUGGUGUUACCAAUACUUGAUCAUUUUCUUCGCUGUCCUUCUGGUCAUCCAAAUAUUCACGAUGGAAGAAUCUACCUUCCGCAGACCACUUACGUCCUCAGAGAUAUCCGGAGACACAGCCGCGAUAUCUCAUCAUGCAAGACAAAAUCUACAAGAUGUGAAAAUUAAGUCUGAAGCGUCACAUGGAGAAGAAGGUGACACCUCCGAGGAAUCAGCGCCACCUGCUCCGAAGACAUACUGGCAACGGAUGGGACUAUAUAACACUGCCUAUAGUGACCCACGGCCAUUGUGGCUCGUUGCCAUUAGCCCGUUUAUGUUGGUAACAUAUCCGGCAGUCAUGUGGGCAGGUUUCAUCUACGGCGUACAGAUUAUGUGGCUAUCGCUACUCAACGUGACGCAGUCUGAACUUUUCAGUGGGCCACCAUACAACUUCAGUGUAGCGAACGUUGGCAAUAUCAACUUUUCCUCCUUCAUCGGCGGCAUCCUAGGCAUGUUCUGGGGCGGCUAUGUGUCUGAUUGGUGCAUCAUUUUUCUCUCCAGACGCAACAAGGGUAUUCUAGAACCUGAGUUUAGGCUCUGGACUAUGCUUGUCCCUGCAAUCAUCAACACCGCGGGGAUACUUAUGUAUGGUCUGGGUGUAUUAAAGGGUACAAUGUGGCUUCUGCCAGCCGGAUUCGGCAUGGUAUUUAUUGCCUUCGGGAUCGGAAGUGGCGGCGCCAUUGCAAUUACGUACGCGGUAGACUGCUACCCGCGCAUUGCCUCUGAAAGCCUGGUGCUUAUGCUCUUUAUUCGGAAUAUGAUCGGUUGCGGGUUCACUUUUGCCAGCCAGCCAUGGCUGGACCAUAACGGUUUGCAAGACACCACUAUUAUCAUGGCGAUGAUAUGCCUUGUUGCUAAUAUGUCUUUUCUUCUACUGAUUUGGAAGGGAAAGCGUUUGCGCGAGUGGACUGCGAAGCGCUAUACCAUACUGAUGCAACAGAAGGACAAGGAAGAUCUGAUUAUCUAG
This is a messenger RNA of Histoplasma capsulatum G186AR, 1647 nucleotides long. RefSeq names its product membrane transporter. Gene Ontology annotation, molecular function: transmembrane transporter activity. Gene Ontology annotation, cellular component: fungal-type vacuole. The coding region runs from base 1 to 1647 and encodes 548 amino acids. The transcript is spliced from 4 exons. The record is from RefSeq and is a predicted model, not a curated record. NCBI's taxonomy places the organism in Eukaryota, Fungi, Ascomycota, Eurotiomycetes, Onygenales, Ajellomycetaceae. Gene Ontology annotation, biological process: transmembrane transport.